Ogataea parapolymorpha DL-1 is the source of this 507-nucleotide messenger RNA. RefSeq lists its product as uncharacterized. The record is from RefSeq and is a predicted model, not a curated record. The coding region runs from base 1 to 507 and encodes 168 amino acids. The transcript has 2 exons. Lineage: Eukaryota; Fungi; Ascomycota; Pichiomycetes; Pichiales; Pichiaceae. Gene Ontology annotation, biological process: regulation of transcription by RNA polymerase II. Gene Ontology annotation, cellular component: mediator complex. Gene Ontology annotation, molecular function: transcription coregulator activity.
AUGUCGACGGGGCUUUCUGGGUUGUCUAGAGCGUCUGGGUCUCCGGAGAACCUAUCGACGCCCGGUUUCAAAGCAGCCUUGAAGACGGAGUCGGACACCAACACACCUGUGUUUGCUGCCAUGGAUCAUUCCAGCUCGUUGAAAAAAGAGAUCGAUGAAUACGAACAGCUCAACAACGAGGCACGCGCGCUGGAGGAAUUGCGCAACAUGGAUCUGCUCCCGCUUUUGCUGGACUUGAUUGAGAAUCUCAAGGCAGGCAAGAUUUCUCCGAAAGACUUCGACAACGCGACAGGAAGAAUCAAAACAAGGCUGAACAAGUUCAGGUCGCUGCUGAACCAAAUAGAAGGCCUGGACGAGUCUACAGAGAGCCGGAUCCAGAAGAUGGAGGAGAUGAAGAAACGGAUCGGCGCGAAACAAGAGCUGUUGAAGCGGUUCAGUGAGGAGAUUGAGGCGAAGUUCGGCACGGGUAGGCCAAUCGCGGGCGAUAAAAUGGAAAUAGACGAGUAG